UCUUUUUCCCUUUUUGAGAUUGGUAUAUAAACCACCCUUUCUUGAUACAUUCCUGACCUAGAUCGUAGCAGCAGACAGAGGGGCGGACAGCAGAAAUUUUCUGACAGUACGAUCCUGUGGUGUUAUAGACUUCCAUUUCUUGCUCUGAAUAGGUGGUGAGGGAGAGAGAGAGAAUGGCAGAUCACAGUGAGAAUUCGAAUCCCAAAAUGGCGCCUCCGGUGGACCGUCCCGACCGAGUAUACGGCAUCUACGAUGUCUUCAACUUUGGCGACGUUGCUUCUCUCAAGCAAGCCAAAAAUUCAUACUCAAGUGUUGUAGAAAAAAUGGGCGUGGCCAAGUUACAUGACUUGGAUGAUAAGAAAGAAGAAGUUGUGCUUCCUGGGUUUAGGUUCCAUCCCACAGAUGAAGAACUUGUGAGUUUUUAUCUGAGAAGAAAAUUGGAGAAGAAGUCUCAUGUUUUUGAACUCAUCAAAGAGAGUAUUGACCUCUACAAAUACGAUCCAUGGAACUAUCUAAGCUCCAAUUUUCAAGAAAACUUGAUCUCUCUUAAAAGCUCAGAUAAUGAGGUCCUUAAGAUGAAUAAGAGGGCUGCCACCAGUCAAUCUAAGGUUCUUAGAGACGUGGUUGAUUCUACCGGUGGUCGAGAUGAGAUUCCGGUGCCCGGAGUAACCAGCCUCAUUCUCUCGAAGAUCACCUCUUUCUGCAAGAAGAAACACAAGUUCGACACUCAAUUGAAUAUCAUUACAGAGCUCUUGAAGUGCACCAUGGAUUCCUACAAAGCCUGUAUCUCAAGCUUUGUGAAAGAUAAUCAAAGCAUUUUCUCCCAGUUACAUGAUGCUGCGAGCUUUCUCAACAUUCCAAACCUGAUGGAGUUAACGUCACGUACCAUGCGAGAUAUGAAGAAGGGAAGCACGACUGAAGAGAUAUCAGAUCGGUAUUCCACGUUAUCCAUAGCGCGAAUCCUCUCACCUCUUGGGUUGAGUUUGAGAUAUAGUUCAUAAAUGAGUACCGAAUCCAGUUAAAAAUUGAACAUCCAGGUUCAAUUCCCUCCCUAAAAUCCAAAACAUUUUGGUUGUUGCUAUUGUUUCUCAGGUUAUCAUCUUUUGGUGAUGAAUAAAAUUGGCUUGGAUAAAAAACUGUUGCAGGUUGUGUGUACUAUUUUCAAUCCUUUGGAAUAUUUGUGAUUCUAGCUUAUUACAAUUUAUGCCGAGAUUAGAUCAUUUCAUA
Molecule: messenger RNA, 1227 nt
Organism: Lotus japonicus
Lineage: Eukaryota; Viridiplantae; Streptophyta; Magnoliopsida; Fabales; Fabaceae
Exons: 5
Coding region: 174-1001 (275 amino acids)
Biological process (GO): SCF-dependent proteasomal ubiquitin-dependent protein catabolic process; regulation of DNA-templated transcription
Cellular component (GO): cytoplasm; nucleus
Molecular function (GO): cullin family protein binding; DNA binding
Source: RefSeq, a predicted model, not a curated record